Molecule: messenger RNA, 1104 nt
Organism: Talaromyces rugulosus
Lineage: Eukaryota; Fungi; Ascomycota; Eurotiomycetes; Eurotiales; Trichocomaceae
Exons: 3
Coding region: 1-1104 (367 amino acids)
Biological process (GO): tRNA methylation; RNA (guanine-N7)-methylation
Cellular component (GO): tRNA methyltransferase complex
Molecular function (GO): tRNA (guanine(46)-N7)-methyltransferase activity
Source: RefSeq, a predicted model, not a curated record
AUGGGGACGGCUAGGAAGAAAGCUCUGCACCGAGACGAGUACAAAAAACAGCGCCAGGAAGCCCAAAUUGCGGGCAAAGAAGUAGAGCUUCCCAGGAAGAAAUUCUACCGACAGCGAGCGCAUGCCAAUCCCUUUUCGGAUUAUGCUUUGAAAUAUCCGUUAUCCCCCGCACAUAUGGACUGGGCGUCGCAUUACCCAGGCUUCGUGAACCCCGAUGCGUCACAAACGACUCUCGCAGGAACGAGGAAACUGUUGAAAGACGUGGAAGUAGCUGAUAUUGGAUGCGGCUUUGGCGGGUUGCUAAUUGGAUUGGCACCAGUGCUGCCAGAUACCUUGAUGGUUGGAAUGGAGAUUCGCGCACAAGUGACGGAAUUCCUUAUAGCACGCAUCGCCGCUCUCCGCGCGCAACAAGUACAGCUUCGAAGCGGCGGCCAAGUUUCGGCGAGUUCGACUAAAGCAACAAACCCAUCAGAGGCAAAAGAGACACAAGCACAGGAAAUCGACAUCCCAGAAGACGCCCCGGCCCUGCCUGGUGCCGCGGAAGAAAACACCGCCAUCGUCUCCGGCGGCUAUCAGAAUAUCACUGCGAUACGAGCCAACACUAUGAAAUUCUUGCCUCGCUUCUUUGGACACCACCAACUGUCAAAGAUCUUUAUUUGUUUCCCGGAUCCGCACUUCAAGGCUCGCAAGCACAAGGCGCGUAUCGUCUCCUCGUCUUUGAAUGCAGAGUAUGCUUUUGUUCUCAGGCCCGGCGGGCUGCUGUAUACCAUCACCGAUGUGGAGGAGUACCAUAGGUGGAUUCUGGAGCAUUUUGGCGUGCCCAUCCCGGAAGUGGAAACGACCGCUCCAGCUGAACCAUCGGAACAGUCAGAAAAGAAAGACGAGGAGCAAGACGGUGCCGAUAGUGACAGCGACGACGAGUCCGGUCAAGCCCGCGUCAAGGAGCUUUUCGAGCGUGUCUCGGACGAAGAGCUUGCCAAGGACGAAUGCGCCAGAGUCAUGCGUGAAGAAACUGAAGAAGGGAGAAAGGUGGCCAGGAAUAACGGUCCUAAAUUUGUUGCUGUCUUUAGAAGAUUGCCUGACCCUGAAUGGCCUACGUCGUGA